Molecule: messenger RNA, 1594 nt
Organism: Annulohypoxylon maeteangense
Lineage: Eukaryota; Fungi; Ascomycota; Sordariomycetes; Xylariales; Hypoxylaceae
Exons: 1
Coding region: 319-1464 (381 amino acids)
Source: RefSeq, a predicted model, not a curated record
UACCUAAGUAAUCAUUUUAUUGUCUCUUCUAUUCGGUGCAUACCUACAUUGUUGUCGUCAAUAGCUAUUGUUUCAUAUUUCCCUUGUUAUGCUAUGGCCGGUCUAGACCCGCUAUCGUAGCCCAAAUAAUUUAACCCUCGUGGUUGCUACUGGAUCCUCAUUUUACGUUACUCUCGCGCAGCUGACAUCGUCUCGUCAAUCACCGGCUGAUACCCAUCACGUUUUGUUGUCAUACUAAACCCGACAUUAUUCAAGAGACUCGAAAUCGGAAUUCAUUCGAAUUAUCGGGUUCUGAAGUUAGCACAGACGUCAUCUAAAAUGACACCAGAUUCGCCGAGAAAUUCGAAAGAUGGUCAAGAUGACAGUGUCGAACGGACCACAACAGUCUCUACAGCAACCGAACAAAAUGAAUCCUUAAGCAAACGAAUACCGAUCCCCCAGAACCAGGCGCAGGAAAGCGUAGGUGCUGCUAUCGCAUCAACUGUGGCCGCGGUGGACGUUCAGAUGCAGGAAUAUGCGAAUGGAUACCAUUUCCCACCGAAAUACCCGAUAAAAGAGCAGAUCCGGAUGGGACUGGUCGAUUUUUGGAACUUCUACAAUACUGGUUUCGGCUUCUUCCUCGUCAUAUACUCGCUCAAUGUCAUAGCUUGGGGUGGCAUGCUCUUCCUCCUGUUGUGCAAUGCGUCGCCAGAGAUGUGUUGGGUUGAUGGUGUCAAAGACUGCAACCAUAUCGACUCUCCGCGCCGCAUAUGGAUAGAAAUCGAUUCGCAAAUUCUAAACGCGCUGUUCUGUGUAACUGGUUUUGGACUAGCACCAUGGCGAUUCCGCGACUGGUACUUUUUAUUACGAUAUCGCAUUCUCGGAGAUCAGAGGGCCCUACGGACGCUCGCGGGAAUUCAUCGGGGUUGGUUUCGUCUCGCAGGCUCGGACCAACUGCCACUAUCUCUUGGACCGAAGAAUAUCGAAGAAACGACAGCAAACUACAACCUCGACAGCGUUCCAUACCCCCUUGAAACGAUAUCAGAUGCCCCACCGACCGGUAUUAGAGCGCCUUCGACUAAAUUAUGGAAGAUGGAUUUUGUUGUCUAUUUCAACGUUGCGAACACGUUUCUACAAUGCGUGCUGUCAGGGUUCAUGUGGGCAUUAAAUCGAUAUGACCGACCCAGUUGGUCAACUGGUCUUUUUGUUUGCCUUGCCUGCAUCGCAUCUGCUACUGCCGGUAUUUUGAUGGGCAUAGAAGGAAAACAUGUCAAAGCUAUCGAAGGUGUUCCCCUGGCUAAGAGGGAUAUAGCACGUCUAGCGCGAGACAAAGAGUUAGGCAUUCCUCACUACAACAACAUUAAUGAUAAGGACCCAGAAGCAGAGAAGCAGAAGGCACGGAGUAAGAAGGAGAAGAAGUUGUUUGGAAAAUCAGAGAAGCCCAGCCUCGGUACUGACAACGAGAGACAGGCAUUCUGUGAUUGAUUACCUAGGCACGGCGUUUAAGCAUGGUUCUAUAGACGGUGGUACAUAUCAACUUUACCUGCACAUAAUCUUAUAGCAGUACAUGAAUCGAUACCCUCUAUAAAAGGCAUGGUGGCUACAUCUAGGAAGC